Messenger RNA from Oryzias latipes (Japanese medaka), 1315 nucleotides. It is a transcript of the gene haus8, whose product is annotated as HAUS augmin like complex subunit 8. NCBI's taxonomy places the organism in Eukaryota, Metazoa, Chordata, Actinopteri, Beloniformes, Adrianichthyidae. Gene Ontology annotation, cellular component: nuclear microtubule; centrosome; cytoplasm. The record is from RefSeq and is a predicted model, not a curated record. Gene Ontology annotation, molecular function: microtubule binding. Gene Ontology annotation, biological process: centrosome cycle; spindle assembly.
GGUGUUACGUCUUCCGGAGGCUGACGUACUGGCGGCUUUCUUCAAAACAUAAUGGCGUCUAGAAGAACGACUAUGGCGUCAAGCAGUUUUAAAAAUGCUUCUUCUGAAGCUAAAGGUUUAAAAAGUGGAAGUGCGGCUAACAAGACCAACAACAGCGGAGCUGGGAAGAAAACUGUUAAACCGAGUGGCACCAUUGUCAAGUCUCGGUAUCUCCAAGCUGCUGAAAAGACUUCCCUGUCAAAGAGUAACUCUCUGACCAAUGAGUCAGUUGCAGCACCUCAGCGUCCGUCCUCUCCAAAUCCCACCUGUGUCAAGCCAAAGUCGGGGACCCCAACACGACGUUCAAUGGCACCUCAAGGACUAGCCGUGUCGAUGUCUAGUGAAACUGAGCCGUCACUUCUUGGGAAAAGUGUUCUGCAGUCCACUUUUUCAGAUGGUCACUGUUUUCGUCCAGACUUUGAUAUUUCAGUCAUCAAGGAAAAAACCGUGAUUAAAAACGCUGAUAAGUCUGAGAAGAAUCCAGAAGUUGAGAAGAGGAUGGUGGAAAUGGACACCUUUCUGCUGGCCUACCUCACAGCGAAGAUGGAAAACAACAAUGCAAAGUUCAAGGCAGAAGCAGAGGCGAGGAUUUUGCAAAUGAUGGAGGAAGAAGAGAGGCUGCAUGAUGAGAUGAAGGAAAAGAGGCGUCAGUUCCUUCUUGCAGAGAAGAAGAGGGUGCUGAAUGAACUGCUGGAUUUGCAGAUUGACACACUGGGGCCUGUGGCAGAAGCUGCCAAGCAGUUUACAAACGACUACAAGUGUUUUGCAUCAGCUGUUGACACCACCCGUCAUUACCUGCCUGUCAAGAAUUUCCAUAUUGAUGGAGAAGGAAGACAGUUUUUAGAGAAAGCUGAAGCCUGCAUGAAGGACACGGAGUCUCUGCUGCUGGAGUGCACACGGGGAGACCAUGUGGAGAACAGCACGUCUUUGGAGUGCCUCAGGGACAUGAAAACGGCAUCGAGAGAUAUCAGUCAGCAGCUGUCGGGAGCGUGUUCUGAGCUGCUGGAGAUGUCGUCCUUGGUCUGCCGACAUUCAGUCCACGUGAAACAGGCCCUGGAGGAGGAGCAGCUUGGGACUUGUAGAACUAGGGAGCUGUUCAGCCCCAAGCAGUGAAAAAUGCCACUUAGCAUGAGAGACAGAAAAUGCACUUUGUAUAUCUGCUGAAGUCCCUGAGUGCCAGCCUUGUUUUUUAACAUUUUUGAGUAUUUGUUUCUGUUUACUCUGUUUUUUCUUUUGCUGUGUUAAUAAAAGGUUGAAUAAAAGUGUAGAAAAUCCA